UCCAAUAUUAAAAACACUAACAUUUCUUCACAUAUUUUACAAAUCCCUGCCAGAUUUCCCCAUGGAUUCUAAUAAUGGCAACUGUAGAGGCGCCGGCAUCGAGCGCUGCAAAUGCAAGCCUAUAAAAGCUACCCAGAAGACCUAUCUACGCAACAAUUACAACUACGUCAUUCGGGCUAAAGUGAAGGAGGUGAAGACUAAGUGUCACGACGUCACCGCGGUAGUGGAAGUAAAGGAGAUCCUAAAAUCCUCCCUGGUGAACAUCCCAAAGGACACUGUAAACCUUCACGCGAACUCCGGCUGCCUGUGCCCACCGCUCAGCGCCAACGAAGAGUACAUCAUUAUGGGCUACGAAGACGAGGAGCGCUCCAGGUUACUCUUGGUGGAAGGCUCCAUAGCCGAGAAAUGGAAGGAUCGUCUCGGUAAAAAAGUAAAGCGCUGGGAUCAGAAACUCCGCCACCUUGGGAAGGGGAAGGGAGAGCCCGGACACAGCGACUCGGCUCCGAAGCCCGGCAAACCCAGCGGUGCCCGGCAAGCACGUAGUUAGAUGCGGGACGCCACGUGUUGACUUGCAGUGGACUAUCUACCAAGACUUCAUUGUUGGAGCAGCAAAGGAGAAAUUGCACUAUUGCACGUUAUAUUCUAUUGUUUACUACAAAAUAAUGUUUUAGCUUAUAUUAGUUUUUAUUCUCCCUCUUGUUUUUUCUGCCUUUUUUUUU
This is a messenger RNA of Fulmarus glacialis (Northern fulmar), 719 nucleotides long. It is a transcript of the gene FRZB, whose product is annotated as frizzled-related protein. NCBI's taxonomy places the organism in Eukaryota, Metazoa, Chordata, Aves, Procellariiformes, Procellariidae. The transcript is spliced from 5 exons. Gene Ontology annotation, molecular function: protein binding. The annotation marks the transcript as partial. The record is from RefSeq and is a predicted model, not a curated record.